UAUCCGGUCGGACCAUGUUAGUUUGAGCAGCAGAAUAAUAAAAAUAAUUCUACACUACUACGGAUAAAACCAGAGUUAAAAUAUUGCUGAUCAUUUCUCACACAAUAUCUCUGUAAAAAAUAAUAAUAAUAACAUACGUUUCUUGUGAAAACAGAAAGACUUCAGGUGGAGAGGAUAAAACGUGUGAGGUUAAACUCUACCGCUGGGUGACGGUGCUACUCGUGUCUGUCUACUAAACAGCUGUCAACACAACUCAUGUCUCCAGAGUUGACUUGUUGUUGACCACCGAAAGCAAACUGGAAGGUCUCACUGAAGUGUGGCAGCCCAGACAGGGGUUGGCCACGCCCCCAGAGGGAGGGGCUAAGACCAAUGUAGACAAACUAAAGGACCGAUUGGUCCUGUUCUCCGCUAACUCCUCACCCUCUUGUAUGGAGCUGGCCAAUAGGAUCGCAGAGAGACUGGGAGUAGAGCUGGGCAAGACUGAAGUCUACCAGGAUUCUAAUGGAGAAACGCGUAUCCAGAUCCAGGAGUCGGUCAGAGGGAAAGACGUCUACAUCAUCCAGACCAUCUCACCGUCAGUUUAUACAAGGAUACACCUGGUGUACACAGGAUGUGAACCGGUGCCUGAUGGAGCUGUGUGUGAUGGCGUAUGGGUGUGUGACGGCGUGUGCGAGGAGUGUGUGUGGCGUGCUGCCGUACCUACCCUACAGUAAACAGUGUAAGAUGAGGAAACGGGGAUCCAUCGUCUGUAAGCUGAUCGCCUCUCUGAUGUGCAGGGCAGGUCUGACCCAUCUCAUCACUGUGGAUCUUCAUCAGAAGGAGAUUCAGGGCUUCUUCAACAUCCCAGUAGACAACCUGAGAGCUUCUCCCUUCCUACUGCAGUACAUACAGGAGGAGAUUCCAGACUACCAUAAUGCCGUUAUCGUGGCCAAAUCACCGUCCUCCGCUAAGAGGGCCCAGUCCCUCGCCGAGAGGUUGCGUGUGUCUAUUGCUGUGAUCCACGGAGAUGCAGAGACGGACCUGCUGGACGGACGGCACUCUCCUCCGACAGUCAGAACCACCGGAGGUCUACCUGAACUACCCUUCUGUAUCCCUAAGGAGAAGCAUCCUAUCACAGUCGUAGGAGAUGUGGCCGGACGCAUCGCCAUCAUCGUGGAUGACAUCAUCGAUGAUGCGGUGGGUUUUGUGGCGGCAGCGGAGAUGCUGAGGGAGAGGGGGGCGGGGCCGAUCAUCGCCAUGGCAACACAUGCCAUCCUGUCUGCGGACGCUCCCAGAAUCCUCCAGGAGUCAGCCAUUAGUCAGGUGGUGGUAACCAACACGAUUCCCCACUCGUCCCAGAAGCUCCAGUGCUGUAAGAUAAAGACGGUUGAUGUUUCUCUGAUCCUGUCUGAAGCUGUACGGAGGAUCCACUGUGGAGAGUCAAUGUCUUGUCUGUUCCACAACAUAGGAGCUGACGACUGAUACACACCAUACACAGACUACACACACACACACACACACACACACACACACACACACACACACACACACACAUACACAUAUGAACGUUUAUUUUCUGCCAAAAUAAACAAUUAAUUGCCA
Molecule: messenger RNA, 1581 nt
Organism: Oncorhynchus kisutch (coho salmon)
Lineage: Eukaryota; Metazoa; Chordata; Actinopteri; Salmoniformes; Salmonidae
Product: phosphoribosyl pyrophosphate synthase-associated protein 2
Exons: 11
Coding region: 502-1461 (319 amino acids)
Biological process (GO): purine nucleotide biosynthetic process; 5-phosphoribose 1-diphosphate biosynthetic process
Cellular component (GO): cytoplasm; ribose phosphate diphosphokinase complex
Molecular function (GO): magnesium ion binding; ATP binding; ribose phosphate diphosphokinase activity
Source: RefSeq, a predicted model, not a curated record